GCGCGGUGCGGCAUUUAGACCGUGCGCCGGAUUAACACGCCGCAUAAAGUCCAGUAAACACCGCGCACUUCGCAUGGACAAAAGGACACGCAGACACCCGUGAUUUCCUAUACCUGAUACCAAGACGCCGCAGUAGUUCGCAGUAAGUUCCCCGAAGCUGAUCAACAGGGUUUGUUUCCUCCUACCACUCCUUCCCAAGAGAGUAUGUGGCUCCUGGAGAAGAUCCGUGGCUCUGUGGAAGGCAACGUUCUUCGUCAUCGCGACUCGGGCGACAACCAGUCCAAAGGGCCUACCCACAGCAAUGUGCUCACGCCUGAUAAGAUCCCUGACUUCUUCAUCCCACCCAAGUUGGUUUGCUGCCCCCCAGAGGCAGAUUCCCCAGAGAUGAAGCCCAAGAAUGGGCUGCACUCCUCCACAUCCGAGCAGACCAUCUGUAGCAAGACGCCUCAGGGAGGCUCGCGCAGCCCACGCCUCAUCUGCAAGCUCACCGGGGACACCAAGAACCUGCUCAGGGCUGCCAACCGCCACAUUAUACAGAUUGAGAGUGCCGAUGACUUAGCAGCGGGUGACGUUGGCGACCUCACCACCAAUGCUGACCCUCAGUCACAAACUGCCAUGUCCUUGCCCUAUGUACCCAAAGCGCAGACCUCGUAUGGUUUCACCACGUUGAUGGAGAGCCCUCACACCCGUCGCAAGGAGUCACUAUUCCACAGUGAUCCAACCAGUCCACUUACGUCCCCCAAUUCUCAGCGCAAGACACAAGGCACCAGCAACCACCUCAACCCAGGUGACUGCAAUACCUCACAUUCCAAUCCAUAUCGUUACUUCAGUGGCGGCGAGAGCGACACAUGCUCCUCAGCAGAGUCAUCACCGUUCGGUUCGCCCUUGCUCUCAAGGUCGGCCUCACUUCUCAGAAUGUUCACCCAUGAGACACAGGCUAAAGUUUCACGUGCUAAGCGCUCGUUCGCUCGCCACAGCUCUCUCUCGACAGACGACUGCAGCUCGGUGGAGUCCAGCCCAAACAUCCAGCGGCGCUUCAGAUGUCCACCGUCGCCUGCCUUCGGAGGCCGCAAAGCGGGUGCCAACAUUGAACGGCUCACCCAGCACACAGUCAAAUUGCACAAAGGAGGGACUUUGCGUCUAUGUACGGACUACGACACCGAGGCGGCGCGGCUCCGGGUGCGCGUGCUCGCCGCUGAAGACCUUUACGAUAAGCAGGUUGACGUGAAGAGCAUCAAUUGCUGUGUGUCUCUCUACCUGAACCCUGGCAAGCUGCAGAAGCAGAGAAGCAACAUCAUCAAAAACAGUCGCAAUCCCGUCUUCAACGAGGACUUCUUCUUCGACUCCUUGCCCGCCGCACAGGUCAAGAACCUGGCGAUAAAGAUGAAAGUGGUGAACAAAGGCACCAGCCUGAAAAGGGACACUUUGCUUGGGGAAAGGGAGGUGGCCCUAAAAGAUCUGCUGCCUGGCUUUUAGUGCCAACCGCAACAGACUCCACCGAACAGGACGUACACUCAGCCUGGACUGAAUCCACAGUAAACAAAGUGUCCACUGUAAUAUUUUUCCUUCCGUUAUCUUGCUGCAAGAGGUGACCUUUCCUGUUUGAAGACUGAGAGUGUGUUAUUGACAGGGAUUCUGUUUGUGCACAUGUACUGAGUGUAUGUUUGGGGCGUGUCAGUAUUUGAACUGUACAUAAAGCUCGCUGUAAGUGUCCUUUCAGAAGUGUGUGUGUGUCUGGCUCACUAUGGCAACUCAUGUCUAAAGCCAGCGAACAUCUGUAUGGCUGGUGAUGCAGCUGCUCUGCACUGUGCACAUGUACAAAGAGGCUUUGAAGUGCCACAAUGGCAAAUGCAAAUGCAUGCUUCAUAUCUGGUCUGAAAUUCUACAACUUCUGUGCGUGAAAAAAGACUUUUGUAUUUCGCUAUCACUGUAGUGCCAGACUUUCCCUGUAACCCUUUUCUUCAACCUUAUCACUGGAGCAUGUGAGUGAUCCUCAUGUCGAAUUGUUCUUGCUUAUAUCCCUAUUGGUUCUUUAGCUUAUUUUCACUGAGGAGUUUUUGUGGGACGAAUUCACCCUCCAGCCUUACAAACCAGAAAAGCUGCACAUCGCGAAACGGAAACCUGUUCAUCGUUAUUGCUGUAAAUAACUGCCUAUCCGUGUUGUACGUGUGUAUGACAGACCUACAUUAUACUUGAGUAUUUGCACAAAUGUCUUGGCAUGUUUGUUGAAAUUUACGUGCACACCUGAGACAAACUUGCACAGAUCAAUGCAUAAGCUUUUUCCUUACCACUUGUUAAACACGUUGGCUGGAACGGAUCAGCCAAUCGUUAACAAUUCUAUACAGCAGUGCCAAUAUUUAUGGAUUUGGGAUUUAUACUUUUUUUAGUGUAGCUAAUUAUAAUUCCUUAUUAUAAAUCAUCUUAAUAGCAUCAGUGUAAUGGGCUGAAAAUGGCCAUGGGACCUUGUAAGCCUUCUUAUUUUUCAUUUACAGAGCCUUGAGAGCUCUGUAAUCUAAUUAGCAUUUAGGAGUCUCUGCAGUAUAGCGCAAAUGAAGGGGCUAAAGCUGCUGCUGGCAGAAACUGUGGUCAUCCAGUAGGGAACAGCACUUCUGGGCUUUUUUGUUUGUUGUUUAUUCUUUAAAUAUUAAAAAUUGAAUAUAUAACAAACAACCCAAUUUAAGCUUGCCAGCUAGAACUUAUGAGGGUAGGAGCUGUUGGAGAGAUGUUGUUGGUGGUAGAGGUGUUGUUACUGGCAUGAGAGAGAGAGAGAGAGAGAGAGAGAGAGAGAGAGAAAGAGUCCGUCAUUCAUCCAUUGUCAGCCUGUAUUUUACAUAAAGCUCAAUAAUUACACUCUAUAGACCAGGGACCAGACCAUUUUAAAUCCAUUUCCUGGGUUUUCUGCCGAAACGUUUCUUACGUCGCCUGAACGAAUCCUACAUUUCUAGCUCUAUUUUGAGCCCUCAUUUGCAAGAGUAAAAUUGCAGGUAUUAGAUUCCCUAUUAGCUUUACUUCAAUGGCAGGGACUGUGAUUCUCUACACGAACAGCAGAAGUACAAUUAUCCAAGAGGGCAAUGACUUCUGACUGCUUGAAAUCUCACAAAUUAAAAUGGCUGAAAGAAGACCCUGGACUCUUUUGGUAGAAGUGAAAGGACUUAGCGAGGGCAUUCGAUUGCUAUUCAUUUCACUAUCCGUGUUCCUGUAGAUGAGAUACAACUGUCUGGCGCUUGUGUUUAGAAGCCGAAUAUAAAAUAUGAAGUGCCUAUCCACUGAACUUGAUGCCUGUCCUUCGGUCUGUCCAGACGUAGGCCUCUGUGUGCGACCGUCCUCUUCCCUUAUUACUGUGUGCAGAUGCGUUAUCAACACUACCUUUAUUUACCAAGUCCAAAUAGACGUACUGUAAUAUUGUACCUCCCAGUUCUAUAGUGUGGGUGUUUCUAUAUUUUCUGAUGCCGAAGGUGGAUAUUGUUGGUGUUGAGUGGAUGCGUUUCGUCAUCGUGGGCUUUUAUUGUUUAUUCUACCAGCCAAGAUUUCCAGCAGUGACUUUAUCCUUUCGCCCAACUCUGUUUUCUGAAACAACUUCCCUUAUUCAUUUCUUCAAUUUUAUAUUGAUCCUCCAAAUCCAAAGUGAAACAUGGUAUUGACCUGUCUAUUU
Hemibagrus wyckioides is the source of this 3652-nucleotide messenger RNA. Its product is annotated as C2 calcium-dependent domain-containing protein 4C. NCBI's taxonomy places the organism in Eukaryota, Metazoa, Chordata, Actinopteri, Siluriformes, Bagridae. The record is from RefSeq and is a predicted model, not a curated record. The transcript has 2 exons. Bases 205 to 1476 code for a protein of 423 amino acids.